AUGAACAACACCAGCUUCCUGUCACAACAGGUCAACAACAGCAUUCACCAGCUGCAUGCCUUGUUCGACGAGAUCGGCGUGGCGAGCCAUGAGCGCGAAUCGCGCGAGGCAGAGCUCUUCAAUGCCCUGUCGGAAGCGCUCGAGAAUCAGGUCCGCAUCGUGACGGCGGAGAAGAAGGAGAUGGUCGACGAGGCGCGGAGGACGAUGACCUGCAUCCGCCAGAUGGAGGCCUCGCUCGACAGCUCGAGGCCCCGACGAUCGCACGACCAAGACGACGAGUUCCAAAUCACAUAUCCGCUGAACCGCUGCCUGCAGGCACUGAAGGAGAAGAGCAGCCAGCCGCAGAGGGCGCCGCCGAGCGUGUGCCGCUGCCGUCCGUCGCUAACGGAGAGGGUGCGCGCAGAGCUCGUCGAGGCGCUCGAGUCGUACUCGUCCCACCUCGAACCCGGCUUCGUCCGGAUGGCGCUGCCCCCCACGGGCCCGAACCAAUCGAUCCCGCCGACCUUUGACCUGUCCCCGGCCUACGUCGACGGCCUCGACGGCGAGUUCACGCGCGUCUACGACGAGUACACGCGUCGCAUCGCCACCGUCCAGUCGCUGUCGGACGACAUCAUCCAGCUCUGGGCCGAGCUCGGCAUCCCGCAGGCGCAGCAGGACGGCGCCAUCGUCCAGUUCUCGCGCGACGCGCCCGAGCAGCUCGGCCUGCACGACGAGGAUCUUGCCCGCCUGCAGACGAAGCGCGACCGGCUCGCCGACGAGAAGAAGAACCGCGAGAGGCGGCUGCGCGACCUCCGGGCCGCCGUCGAGAACCUCUGGGACAAGCUCGGGGUCGAGGCGGCCGAGACCAAGACGUUCCUCAACCAGAACCGCGGCUGCGGCGUGCGGCAGAUCAACGAGUUCGAGGACGAGCUCGCGCGGCUCCACGAGCUGAAGCGACAGAACCUACACCUGUUCGUCGAGGACGCCCGGGUGAAGCUGCAGGACCUCUGGGACGCGCUCUACCUGUCCGAGGACGAGAUGCUCGACUUCACGCCCGCCUUCUCCGACGUCUACAGCGACGCCCUGCUCGAGGCGCACGAGCGCGAGGUGAGCCGGCUCGAGGCCCUCAAGGAACAGCGGGCGCCGACGCUGGCGCUCAUCGAGAGGCACCGGACGCUCAUCAGCGACCGCGACGAGCUGGCGGCCUCGAGCCAGGACGCCUCGCGGCUCAUGAUGCGCGGUCAAAAGGGGGAGAAGCGCGACCCGGGGAAGCUGCUGCGGGAGGAGAAGAUGCGGAAGCGGAUCGCCAAGGAGCUGCCCAAGGUGACGGCCGAGGCGCGCCGGAUGCUCGAGCAGUGGGAGGACGAGUACGGCAAGCCGUUCCUCGUCUUCGGCGAGCGCUACCUCGACGAGCUCGAGGCCGAGGCGCCCAAGCCGGCCGCCGCCGCCGCCGCCGCCGCCGCCGGGACGCGGUCCAAGACGCCGGCCGGGCCGCCACCCUCGCACGCGAACGCGAACCCUUCCAGGGCCGGCGGCCACAGCCGGGCCAACAGCACCAAGUCGGCAUCGGCCAAGGCGCCGACCACGGGUCACGGCACGCUGACGAAGAAUUCCCUCGUCGCCCUCGGCAAGGGCAGCCCGUCCAAGAUUCCGGCGCGCAUGCCGCUGUCGAACAUGAAGAACGGCAACAACUCGCCCGAGCGGCCGCGCGUCGAGUCGAGGGCGGCCUCGAGGGCGGCCUCGAGGGCCGAGUCGAGGGCCGAGUCGAGGACGGCGAUGCACCGGACCGGUGCGCCCCUGCGGGCGCCGCCGCCCAAGAUGCGCGACCUCGAGGCGGUGCCGGAGCUGGCGCCGACGCCGGCGAAGAAGCAGAAGCAGUGCAUGGCCGACGACGACGUCUACGACGACGGCGCGACGCGGACGACGCGUUCCAACUCGAACCAGUCGUACCGCACGCAGGCGAGCGGCUACGGCGAGCAGCGGCCUUGCGACGGCCGCUACGACGUCGUCGAGGUCGGCGGGUCCAGGGGAUUCCAAGGGUACGCGCCGGCGCCCGGGUCCCGGCAAAUAUCGAACACGUCGACGGUCGUCUCGGGAGGCACGACCGUCGUCUCGGCCGGCUCCGAGAACUGGGAGACAUACGAGGACGCGAGCGAGCCGGAGCCGGAUGCGUCCGAGGAGUACUACGCGAGGGUCCGGGCGGCGCGCGGAAAGCGGUUCGAGCCGGAGCAGUGCCCGCGGCCCGGCAGCCAAGCCAAGCGGGCGAGGGGGGUCCCGCCGCCGCCAGGGUACGCCGGGCCCGUCAUGAUCGAGCCCGACGGCCAGCGGAUCAUCUCGGGCAGCGAGUGGACCGACGAGGAAGUUUUCUGA
Drechmeria coniospora is the source of this 2349-nucleotide messenger RNA. RefSeq names its product microtubule associated protein. Gene Ontology annotation, cellular component: spindle; mitotic spindle midzone; cytoplasm. Gene Ontology annotation, biological process: microtubule cytoskeleton organization; mitotic spindle midzone assembly. Gene Ontology annotation, molecular function: microtubule binding. The transcript has 3 exons. The record is from RefSeq and is a predicted model, not a curated record. NCBI's taxonomy places the organism in Eukaryota, Fungi, Ascomycota, Sordariomycetes, Hypocreales, Ophiocordycipitaceae. The coding region runs from base 1 to 2349 and encodes 782 amino acids.